Molecule: messenger RNA, 1312 nt
Organism: Carica papaya (papaya)
Lineage: Eukaryota; Viridiplantae; Streptophyta; Magnoliopsida; Brassicales; Caricaceae
Gene: RIC10
Product: ROP-interactive CRIB motif-containing protein 10
Source: RefSeq, a predicted model, not a curated record
CUCUUAAACAAAGCGCAACAGCGCCACCAUCUUAAUUUAUUAUUUCUCUCCCUCUCUCUUCUUCAUAACCUUUUCAUUUUCAUGGCUCCCCACUUUCUCUUCUCUCCCAUUUAACCCUUACCCCUAUCUAUUUAUCUUCUCUCCUUUCCUUUUAUCUUCUCUCUUUGGUUUAAACCUGGCUUCUUCCUCCACUUAGAGAGGUUUCUGCUUUUUUUCCUUUUUUUCUUUUUGCAUUUUUUAUUUCCUGGUCUCCCAUAGAAAUGGAGGAAGAAGCCUCACGACACUUAAUGGAGAUCAUCAUGAAGAGGAAGCUUCUUCUUCUGUGAAAAGACUUUAGCUUUCUAUCAUCUCUCUCCUCUAUUACUCAACUUCAGGCAACGUAGAAGAAUCAUCUGCUCAACUUUCUAUUCGGUGUUUUCUUCACCUGUGCCAUUAUUCGUCCUUGAAUAAGGACCCUGCUAGCUCCACCGAGGCUUCGGGGAUUUCUCUCCACCAUGGCAACCAAGAUUAAAGGGAUCUACAAGAGCUUCAAAUUUAUCUCCCAAAUAUUUGUUGUGAAAGAGAGAGAGAUGGAAAUUGGGUACCCUACAGAUGUUAAGCAUGUGGCACAUAUUGGGUGGGAUGGCUCAUCUGGCAGUGCACCCAGUUGGAUGAACGAAUUCAAACCUGGUCCUAAUUUUUCAUCAGCUUCUUUUGCUAACCCAAUAGAUUCCAGUUCUCUUUCUCUUUCAACAUGGUCCUCGCAAGAGUUUGAACAAACUUUGGGGCAACAAUCUGUGUCCGAAAUGUUCAAAGACGUACAACGCACGGAUCCUCCAACUCCUCCAAAGAAACAAAGGCGAAGAAAGAAGUCAAGUUCUUCUCCCGGUUAUUCAUCCUCCUCGAGAUCUUCAAGAUCAUCAAAACCAAAAUUUGCAGUCAACGAAGGGGAAGCAACAGAGAAUCGACAAACUCAGAAAUGGUAAAAAGAUGAUAAAUUUCCCUGCGUGCAUAGUAAAGAUUUUUGAGAAAUCUCCCUCUCACCGCUCAUGAUCUCUUGAGGAGAAGAUAAGUUUGAACGAUGAUCUAUCUAUCUUUAUAGGGCCAGAUAAGAUUUUAAACACCGGGUUGAAGCAUCAAAUUCAUCUAUAAGCUUAAGGCUGAAACUAAAAUAGGUGUUAGGUGAAAUUUUUUUGAUUUUAUAUGGAGGAAUAAACAGGGGAAUCAAUGGAGAGAGUUGGAUGAUUUGUUUGUCCAGGUGGGAAAAUUUUGCUUGAUUGUAAAGAAUGCUUCUUUUUCUGGUCCUUAAUUGAUAGUUGUUUUACAUCUCAAA